This is a messenger RNA of Cercospora beticola, 2025 nucleotides long. Its product is annotated as sugar porter family MFS transporter. The record is from RefSeq and is a predicted model, not a curated record. Gene Ontology annotation, cellular component: plasma membrane. Gene Ontology annotation, molecular function: carbohydrate:proton symporter activity. Gene Ontology annotation, biological process: carbohydrate transport; transmembrane transport. Lineage: Eukaryota; Fungi; Ascomycota; Dothideomycetes; Mycosphaerellales; Mycosphaerellaceae.
UUUGUUUGCUUCAACUCUGCUCCAGGGCAUUUCUCUUUUUGCAAGGAAGUCUUCGAUAUGUCUGAGAAGGACGCGAAGUCCUCGCGGACUCCUUCAGCGGAGCGCAAUGUCUCCGUCCCGGACAUUCCAGCGGCGGCGGACUUUAACGAUGACAGCAAGGUCCCGUUCCUGACCUUUCGAACAUUCAGUAUGACUGUGAUUGUUUCGAUUGGUGGUAUCUGCUUUGGAUAUGAUACCGGUCAAAUCUCCGGCUUCUUGCAAAUGGAGGACUUCCGGUACCAAUUUGCAGACAACCGCGAUACUCUAGAACUCACUCCAAUUCGAACCGGUCUUCUUGUCGCGACACUAUCUCUCGGAACUCUCGUUGGCGCUCUCAUCGCAGGACCUCUGGCAAACAACCGCAAAUUGGGCCGCAAGUACUCGAUUGUCCUCUGGUGCAUCGUCUUUAUCAUCGGCAAUUGCUUCCAGAUCGCUGCUCAGUAUCCUUUCUGGUGGAUUAUGAUGUUCGGCAGAAUCAUUUCUGGUUUCGCGAUUGGUGGCUUGAGUGUCAUGGUUCCAGCCUACCAAGGAGAAUCUGCGCCUACUCAUCUUCGAGGAGCGAUCGUGUGCUGCUAUCAGCUUUUCAUCACGAUUGGCAUUCUCAUUGCUUACCUCAUCAAUUUUGGUACCGAGAGCAUUUCUGGCUCUGCUAGCUGGAGGAUUCCUGUUGGACUUUCGUACUUUUGGGCACUUGUCCUUGGUGGUGGAAUUCUCUUCUUCCCAGAAACCAGUCGCCACGAGUUCAGACAUGGUAAGGUCGAAUCUGCCGCUGCUAGCAUUGCGAAAUUCUACGGAGUCAGCACUCGCCACACAGUAGUGAAGAAGCAACUGGAAGAAAUGCGAGAGAAACUUCGCCUAGAGCAAGAAGGCGGCGAUCACUCUAUUUGGGAAGUGUUCACCGGCCCUCGCAUGGCAUACCGAACUCUGCUCGGAGUCACGAUCCAAGCUCUCCAGCAAAUGACAGGCGCAAAUUUCUUUUUCUACUACGGAACAACAAUCUUUGCCAGUGUUGGACUCGACAACUCCUUCGUCACACAAAUUAUCCUUGGUGCAGUCAACGUUGUCACUACAUUCCCAGGUCUCUACAUGGUCGAGAAGUUUGGCAGGAGAAAGUGUCUCGGUCUGGGCGCUGCUUGGAUGUUCAUGUGCUUCAUGGUAUUCGCAAGUCUGGGAUACUUCGAGCUUGAGCGUCCCGACGGUACAAAUCGAUCUAACAUCGGUAUGGUGAUGAUCAUCUUUGCCUGUUUAUUUAUCGCUGCCUUUGCUUCCACGUGGGGUCCUAUGGCCUGGGCCGUCACAUCCGAGAUCUACCCGUCCAGAUACCGAAGUACUUGCAUUGCUUUCUGUGCUGCAUCGAACUGGGCCUUCAACUUCUUCAUCGGAUUUGCCACACCUUUCAUCGAAGCAGACAUUGGCUUCUCCUACGGAUAUCUCUUCGCGGCAUGCAACUUCAUCGCAGUCUUGGUCGUCUUCUUCUUCCUCCCAGAGACGAGCGGAAAGUCGCUUGAGGAGAUUGAUACUAUGUUCCUUCUCGAAAUCAAGCCAUGGAAGUCCAGCAAAUGGGUUCCACCUCCACCAGAGGACCUCGUCACGGCCGACAACUUACGCCUCAGCUCAGGCGGUCGCGACAUCAUCAAGAAGAACGAAGCUGGCGAGCCAACGAAUGCUCAAUAUGAGAAUCUCAAAGACACCCAGCAGAACGAGUCGAAUGUGAUGGCUGGUGGCGUGCGAGGAAAUUCGAUCACUCAGGUAUAGAGCCCAACUUGUAUGAAGAAGCGCGCCAGUGAGUCUUUUAGAUGACUCAGUGUACGACUUGAAUACCUGAUGAUUCAUUCCAUGCCGCAAUGAGAGAUACCAUUGUUGAUUUUUGUCAUUGUUGAUAUACUAUACAAUAGUAAGACUAAGAGAUUCGUCACGGUCUCGAUCGACCACCUAGCUGCUGGCUCAUCAUCCCACCACAUCGACCAGCAAUGCGCAAACUCCCCA